This is a messenger RNA of Penicillium daleae, 942 nucleotides long. RefSeq lists its product as uncharacterized. Bases 1 to 942 code for a protein of 313 amino acids. NCBI's taxonomy places the organism in Eukaryota, Fungi, Ascomycota, Eurotiomycetes, Eurotiales, Aspergillaceae. The transcript has a single exon. The record is from RefSeq and is a predicted model, not a curated record.
AUGCAGUACUCGUUACCGGACAUGAUCCACGUGCUGGACCAAUACCCAAGGCAGCUCCUGCGCGAUGAUUUCACCCCACCUUGUCUCCAUCGUACCCUCUAUGACGAGGACGUGCCCGACAUAGCCACACUAGCACGAACCUCCAUGGCGGUCUGCUGCGGCUGUGCGAUGGAGACCGCCGGGGGCGCACGUUUCGCACGACACGCAAUGGAAGUCGAGCGCCAGCGACUCAUCGCCUCGUACCGCAUGUACAGCUGCAUGCACCAGUGGGACGCUCUGCAUGCCAUGCUCGUGUAUAGCAUCCUCGAGUUGCGGGCAUCUCAUGCGGAGGGCGAUGAUGGCUGGAAGCAGAAGUCCUACUCGAAAGGUCUGAAGGCGCCCUUCUUGGUGAAGAUGAUUCGGGAUUUCGUCCACUCGCAUAACCUGCCUCCCGGAGAGAAUUUGACUUCGCAGUCGCAUAUGUUCAUACAGACGUUCCAACAGUGGGCGACAACCGAGACGGCUCGGCGGACUGUCUUUCUCGCUAACAUCGUGCAUUUCCUCGGCAACCACGAUCCAGAGACUGGCGAGACUUUUCCAUAUUAUGAGCCGUUGGAUGAUGAACUAAUCUUGAACAUGCCUUUGCCUUGUUCACAUACACUGUGGACUACUCGUACGGAGCAAGAGUGGAGACUGACAAUGCAGUACUGCCAAUGCAACUCGUCUCUAGCCGUUGAAGACCUUUCAUCCGCAUUUCAUCUAGUGCCAGGAUGUCUUACUUUGAAAUAUCUAUUUGCCAACUUCUCUACUAAUGAUUUGCACAAUUUGGUGUAUUCAAAUUAUGGCCUCGGUAGUUCUGACGAGCUUCGGGGAUUUGUCAUUUUAUGUGCAUUGAAGCAGUUCGGUCAUACACAACCGCGUCCAUCCGCCUACAGCAACAAUGUGAACGGCGACGGAGAAUAA